Molecule: messenger RNA, 744 nt
Organism: Botrytis sinoallii
Lineage: Eukaryota; Fungi; Ascomycota; Leotiomycetes; Helotiales; Sclerotiniaceae
Exons: 1
Coding region: 1-744 (247 amino acids)
Source: RefSeq, a predicted model, not a curated record
AUGUCAUUCUCUAUGCUUCCUUUCGAGCUCCGAGCCAUGAUCUGGGAAUUUGCACUUCCUAAACCAAGGUCACACAUCGUCAAAUCCAACCAAAUGACCAAAAAGAAAAAGAUUCCGGUCCUUUUUCAGAUAAAUAAAGAAUCUCGCGAGUUUGUUUUGAAACAUAUGCAACUUCUUUUUGAAGGUACUAAUCUUGCUGGUUGUGAAGAUUUUCAUUUCAUUUAUUUCAAUCCAAAGAUCGAUACGCUCUGUCUUUAUGACAUGGAUGACAAUUUCAAGUUUUUCAUGGGCCCUCGUAAUUUUGCCCAAAGAGGAGAGCCACACCCUGACACCCGGGAAGUUGCACCCAUAAAAGAAUGCGACAUGGUCAAAUCCCUCGAAAUGAAAAACGAGACGAAGGAUGCGAAGUCUCUACUCAGUAAAACCGGGUAUUUUCGAAACCUUGAAAGACUAGUCGUACGCUUUGAAACAUCUUUCAGACCGCAGCUUUGCUCACAGUUCUUCUCAAGCCCAGGUCAUCUAGCAGACAGUAUAAUAUGUAUGAUGACCUCGUGGGCCAUGUCUUACUACCGAUUCUUUUCGCUACAGGUAAUGCGUAGAGAGAUAGCCGCAAUACCAGAUAUUGUUUUCAUCAUCACAAAAGCCGAUGCUCGCUGCAUUUUGUCUUCUGGUGUAUCAACCCUUGAGUUCUCUGGAACUCGGACUGUCAUGAAUAAAGCUGUUGAGAACAGGCUCAACAGUUGA